Hyaloscypha bicolor E is the source of this 2420-nucleotide messenger RNA. RefSeq lists its product as uncharacterized. Lineage: Eukaryota; Fungi; Ascomycota; Leotiomycetes; Helotiales; Hyaloscyphaceae. The record is from RefSeq and is a predicted model, not a curated record. The coding region runs from base 208 to 2196 and encodes 662 amino acids. Gene Ontology annotation, biological process: regulation of DNA-templated transcription; nuclear-transcribed mRNA poly(A) tail shortening. Gene Ontology annotation, cellular component: nucleus; CCR4-NOT core complex; P-body. The transcript has 3 exons.
CGAUCUUGCGCUCACGAUAUUCACUCUCCAGACAGAACCUCGUGUAAAGUUUCCUGUACCAACAUUCAUACCUCCGACCCACCUUGUCCUCGACAUCGCGCCGCGCAUGGGGCUGCAAAUUCGGCACUCACAACCUGAUCCGUGGACACGACACCAAUUGUUCAACAGCAAACCAACCACAGCUAUUGCACCCCUCCUCAACCCACGAUGGCGCAACGAAAGCUCCAGCAGGAAGUCGAUAAGUGCUUCAAGAAGGUUACCGAAGGCGUUGCAGAGUUUGAGUCUAUCUACGAGAAGAUCGAGCAAUCCACAAAUGCUGCUCAAAAGGAGAAGCAAGAAGACAAUCUCAAGCGUGAGAUCAAGAAGCUGCAAAGGCUUCGGGACCAGAUCAAGACAUGGGCGGCUAGCAACGACAUCAAAGACAAGGGGCCGCUGCUGGAGUAUCGGAAAUUGAUCGAGACACAAAUGGAGAAAUUUAAAGCUGUAGAGAAGGCCAUGAAGACGAAAGCAUAUUCGAAAGAAGGUUUAUCAGCAGCUGCCAAGCUGGACCCCAAAGAACGGGCGAAGAUGGAGGCGUGCGAAUUCCUCAGCAACAUGGUGGACGAGCUGGAACGACAAAUAGAGCAGCUCGAGGCGGAGGCGGAGGGAAUACAAGCCACGAUGAAGAAGGGGAAGAACCAGACAUCGAAGGCAGAUCGAAUGGCGGAGAUUGAACGAAUCACAGAGCGACAUAAAUGGCAUCAGGGGAAACUGGAGCUAAUCAAACGGUCGUUAGAAAAUGGCGGGGUGGAAACCGAACAGGUCAACGAUCUCGAGGAAACCAUUCGAUAUUAUGUCUCCGAUGGCAUGAAUGAUGACUUUAUGGAGGACGAUGAGAUGUACGACGAUCUCAACCUCCAGGAAGAGGAGGACAACUACGGCAUGAAUAAUGACAAUGACCGGGUGUCCUCCCAAGACACACAAUCAGUGCAGGAAGAGACACCUGAGGUCGAAACACGAUCAAGUAGUAUACCUGGGAAGUCGAAAGCGCCGGUAGAGCCUCCUGUGGCUGCUGCGCGAAGACCCUCGACACAGAUGAAGAGUCCUCUGCCGACGCUGGCCACAUUACACACUCCGUCGCCGACGCUUUCCAAUGGAACCAUCAGCCAUAUGAAGCCGGCGGCGGUACCUACCAGGCCUCCAGGGGAGACUUUGAAGUACGCUUCAGCGGCUGCCGCAGCUGCGGCGAGUGAUAAGAGUAAUAUGGGAAUUGCUCCGUUACCUCCUCCACCUGAAGCUCUACCUGCACCUAGUUCCUCUGUUACCCAUCCCCCGUUACCACCGCAUGUGGCCCGGGAACCUAGCGUUAAUUCGUCCCCUACUGCAGUAAAUGCCCAACCUGCAGGUGUGAAUCAAACGCCUGUGAACCGGUCUAGUAUUCCAACGGCUGCCUCUGUGUCUGAAGCCACUUCAAGUGCACAAACCAAAUCCCCAGCGUUGAGCCAGUCAAGCGCGGUCCCUAGCGCUAGCAGUACCUCGCAACCGCCUGUACCAGAACGCUCAGAAAGCACCAGGCCGGGUCCAUCGAGAGUAUCGUCAGGAAAAGCCCCAGCUGUGCCGGAAACUGUGGAAAGUUCAAAGGCUGCCCCUCCUAAGCCCAACGGCAUCACAAAUGGUGUCAAGAAUAUUGUUCCGGAGGAAGACGAGUCCAUCUAUCAUCUUCCGUCCGGACUGCAAGAUUUACUCCAAUCAUUCGAGGCAACCCAACGGCGAGUCACCAGUGCUCCAUCACAAUCAUCUCAGAGAAUGCUGGCAUCUUCUUUGAAUAGUUGUCCGGAUACGAUUGACGUAGGAACGCCGAGGAACUACAAGCCAAAGAACCCAAUUCGGACUCCUGCGUACUAUCCUCAAGAGGUUGAUCCCGUGUUCGAUGAUCCUCGGCUGUACACCCGGAUUGAUCCAGAUACUUUAUUCUAUGUCUUCUACUACAAGCAGGAAACAUAUCAACAAUAUCUUGCUGCCAAAGCGUUGAAGGAUCAAAGCUGGAGAUUCCACAAGCAAUAUCAAACAUGGUUUCAACGUCACGAGGAGCCCAAGACCAUCACGGAGGAGUUUGAGCAAGGCACCUACCGCUUCUUUGACUACGAGAGUACAUGGAUGAACCGUCGGAAGGCCGACUUUAAGUUCGCGUACAAGUUCCUGGAAGACGAUGUAUGAUUUAUUGACGGGCGGCAAGGAAUUCGAGUUGGAAGGUCGGUUGGCGCAUAGCAUCGCUUUGACCGAGGCCUGGCUGGGAAAAUUGACGUUCACCGUCUUAAUUAGCAAACAAGUCUGCUCAUCUGAUCGAGAUGGUGUUUGUGUAACCGCUUUGUUUUCCCUCAGCAUACCCGUCUCCUGGCUCGCGCAUCUGUGGGCCUUCACAAGAAAGCACUGCCUGGGAG